Messenger RNA from Aplosporella prunicola CBS 121167, 1113 nucleotides. RefSeq lists its product as uncharacterized. The coding region runs from base 1 to 1113 and encodes 370 amino acids. The transcript has 2 exons. NCBI's taxonomy places the organism in Eukaryota, Fungi, Ascomycota, Dothideomycetes, Botryosphaeriales, Aplosporellaceae. The record is from RefSeq and is a predicted model, not a curated record.
AUGGCCGACGACACGAUCACUUCCGAACCUAGGGAGCCUCUGGCUGCUCCCGCUGAAGACGUAGCAGCCGAGGACGCGGUAGCGACGCGCCGCUUCGACUUCCAGGAGCAUCUCUGGGCAUGGAAGACGGGGCUGCGCGCGCUGACGUGCAUCAUCGCCGUCAUCGGCAUCGGCACGCUGGGCUGGGCCGCGUCCAACGAGAAGAAAUACCCCAGCGGGGCGUGGAUCGAUGGGUCUGGCGUCGCUAUCUGCAUUGUUCCUCUCGCCGUCUCCCUCGUCUUCAACAUCCUCGUAAUCAGCAUCCUCUUCCUGCGGCGGCGGCCCAUCCACCCGGGCUUCUGCGUAGCGCUAGACCUACUCCUCUGGCUCGCGCUCAUCGUAACGGGGCUCUUCGUCACCAGCACCGCGCUCGACCUCACGCUGUACUACGCCGACGACGCCGACCCGUACUACUACAACCCGUCAUCCAGCAGCAGCUCCAGCUCCAGCGGGUACCACUACGGCUACACCAGCUCCGGCUCCUACUACAGCUACUACACGCGCGGCGCGUACAUCUACGACCCCAGCACCGGCACGUACGUCUACCAGGCCGCCGGCGCAGCGUGCAGCGGCUGGGCGUCGUGCGCGCAGGAGCGCGCUGUCCUGGCCGCGCUGAAGCACCGUGGCCGCGUGGAGUGGGUUGGUGCCGGCGCGGCGUGGGCCUGCCUGCUGCUGCACUUCGUGCUGUUUGUGUGGGCGUGCGUGGACACGAGCCGCAGGAACAGGCGCAAGGCGGGUGGGAAGGCGAGGGUCCUCGCUGAGGCUAUCGUCCAGGAAAUGGUCGAUUCCGGGCGCUUGUUGCCGGCUGGGGGCGCGGCGGCGCAGGGGCAGCACGGCAACGUCGUCCAGCCGCAGAGGACGUAUGCGCCGAAGGGAAGGUUUUAUGGCGGUGGUGGUGCGCCGCAGGGUGGGCAAGGUGGGCAAGGUGGGCAAGGUGGGCAGGGCGCGCAUGGCACGCAAGGCCUUAUCCAGCCGCUGCAGCGGCCGGUGCAGCCGCAGCAGGCGCAGGUGGUGCGGGGCCCGUUGGCCGCGCUGCCGGAGAUUAGGGAAUCCCGGACGCUGGAGGAGGUGUGA